Molecule: messenger RNA, 2196 nt
Organism: Ectocarpus siliculosus
Lineage: Eukaryota; Phaeophyceae; Ectocarpales; Ectocarpaceae
Source: the annotation of a GenBank genome assembly
AUGCUGCAAGGCGAAUCUCCUCUCCACGCGACUAGUCCAACCCUAGCCGCCGCGGCUGCACAACAAGAACCUUCAGAAGCCAAGCGUGGACCCGCAGAAGAACAAGAAGGACCUCAAGAAACAAAAAAGGAACCUUCACCACCCGAGCAGGAAGGGUCAAUCCGUUCCUUUCCCAAAGUUUCGAUAAAAGUCGAAGAGCCCCUGAAAGCGGAAGACUGCGUAGUAGCUCAACAUCCGAGGGGGGAAAUUGGGGAUGCAUCAAACGAAGCCUUGAGAGCAGAAAAAGCUGUGAUGAAGGCUGUGGCCGAAGCAUCGACCGAGUCUUUGAAAAACACGAUACACCCCCAAGUGGAAGCGUUAUGGGAUGCGGUAAAGUGGAUGGAAGACCGUAUGGAGGCGAUCGACGCGGAGAGAAGAGGGGAGCUAGAGGACGCCUCUCGUACUGCGGCUCAAAACACCGCAAAGGUGGAGGUCGCGAAAAUGGAGCGAGAGCGAAUCAAGCUUGCCCUGGAGGAUAGACCUGUCAGGUCGGAGUUCGAAGCGCUCAACGACUUGCACGAGGGCCGGCUACGGACGACGGAGACCGAGCUUCGUCGCCUAAUUGCAGAGUUGUCAAAUCGCUUGCAGGAAAGCGAUUCUUCAGAGGACUCGCAAGUGGGUUAUCGAAAAAUGUCCACGCCGACGGAUCCUUCACUGUGGAUGUCUCCAAGAUCGGCGAGAAGGACUCCAAGAUCGGGGAGAGGACGACGAUCAAUCCUGAUGCAGAGAGUCAGAGACAAGCGAGAGUCGGGAUUCCAAAAGAAGAUCGACCAAGCCAUGUCGAUAUCGAAGAACGGAGAAAUGGAGAUCUCAGCUGCCAUAGCCAGCAUACGCGCUGAACUCGCACAACUGUUGCUUCGAAUGGAGGAAGGAGAGCUGCAAAAGGACCGGUUCGUUCGCGAGGUAGACGAUAGGGUGUGCGAGGGCGGGCAGGAGGUGGAGAUCAGUCUUUCUCGCAUGAAGGACGAACUUCUCGAGGAACUGGCGUCGCAUCAGAUGGAAACCGAAAAGUUGUCGAUGCAGGUCGAAAAGGCAGUGACACCUGAAAUUCUCAACGAGGCACUCCGGGGAAGCGACACUAUCCGUGAUGUUGCGACGAAGGCCUUCUCGUUGGAGGAGUCGGUGUCGAGCUUGUUGGCAAGCCUCAAAAACACCGAAAAGAAGCUGGUACAGGCGAACGAGACGAGCUCGCAGGGUAUCAGCGAGGCGGAGCGGCGAAUGUCGGCGCGGAUCCAGACCGUUGCCAACGCACAGACGGCCGUUCACGAACAGCUGGAGAACAAAAUGAUCAAGCUGAAGGACAACACGGCCGACAAAGAUUCCUUGCAGGAGAUGCGGGAUGAACUCGCCCUGAGGUUGACGACGCUCGAAAACGUAACCACCGCCGGAAAACAGGAAGUGAUCGACCUGCUAACGUCGGAGGUGGAGACAAUCUCGUACAGGGUGCUAGAGGUGGAGAACUUGGCGGAGGCCGUGAGGACAGACCUGUCGCCAGAGAUAGCCACGCUCGAAGAGGGCGUUGAAAGCGUGCAUGGUAUCCUCAAGAGAGCACUGGAGGACCAUCAGCGUAUUCUCGACACCCAGGACGCGAAGGUGGCAACGGCUGUUCGGGAGCAGCAACAGCGUAGAGAGGAAUCGUCGAGGCGGGUGGAAAGGGCCAACCUCAGCCUCACCUUGCUCGUCAAAAAGCUAGAACGCAGCCUUUUCGUGCUGUCCUCGAGAGACUUGUUCUGGGAGGAAGUGGGCACGAAGUUGAAAGCGCACGCUGAGGCGUUCGCAGAUGCGUCUUGCAGGGUCGAGGCCACCAGCGAAGAACAGGACCGCUUUGUGCUCACGGUCGAGCUUCAGCAAUAUAUCGCCGGCAACACUCAGCGCGUGGCCAAGCUUAUCUGCCAAAAGGCAGACUUCGAGGUUAUCCAGAAGCUCACCGCAUCCACAAACAUCGAAAAGGGGGCCCAGGACUGGGACAGACGCGUGCAGAGUAUGCGAGGUAGUUUCUUGGAGCAUUUCGUGGCCAAUGCAAGACGGUACUUGGACAGGAAGUACCCGUCGCACGGACCGUUCGGCGCCCGAAACCGGGACCGUUUUUUUGUCAAAUUGGAGCAAGGGCUCAAGGUAAACUCUUCUGUUCCGUUUACUCUUCUUCACGAAGUAUAA